AAUAGAUUGCUUUCCAUUUUAAAACGUGUCGGCAACUAAAUCUUUGCCUAGCAAAAAGUUCAAUUUAAAAGAAUUUGAAAGUAAAAUCUACACGAAUUUGUUUUCAAUAAUUAAACAGAAAAAGUUUUGAUUCCUUGAGCAAAAAUGUCGAGAUUCUUUCAAACAGGAUCAGACUCGGAUUCUGAGUCAACUUCGAGUGAAGAGGUUGUCCAGCGGCAACCAGUGACCAACUUUCAAUUUAGCGAUGAUGAGGAAGAAGUCAAGCGGGUUGUACGAUCUACUAAAGACAAACGUUAUGAGGAAAUGAAUAAUGUUAUAAAAAACAUCAAGAACUUUAGGAAAAUUAAAGAUAUGUCAAGUAUUUUGACUAGUUUCGAGGAUUUAACCAAGGCAUAUUCUAAAGCUUUGCCCGUUAUUAUGAAAGAAGAAGGAGGCGUAGCUCCAACAUUUAUUAUUAGAGCAUUGGUUGAGUUGGAAGACUUCAUUAACGAGGUGUGGGAGGACAAAGAAGCUAGAAAAAAUUUGUCCAAAAAUAAUGGAAAGUCCUUAGGAACAUUGCGUCAAAAAUUCAGAAAAUACGUCAAAGAUAUGGAAGAAGAAAUGAAAAAAUUCAGGGAAAAUCCUAAUGUUGGCGACGACGAAGAAGAAGAUGAAAAACCGGAAGAUGAUAAGGAAGAGGCAGUUAAUGAAGAACUCAAGAAAUUGAAAAGCGUUUCGUUUAAAAAGGAAGAAGUUGAGAAACCAAUUGUCGAAAAAGUGGACGAUACUGAAGAUUCUGAUGAUUGGGGCUCUGAUUCAGACACUGAGACAUCUUCGUCAGAUGAUGAUACACAAUACAUGUCAAUGAGAGAACGUUUUCUCAAAAAAACAACUGAAAAGGAAGAUCCCUAUGAAGUCGAAAAGAAAAAGCAGAAAAAGGUCAAAACUAAACCAAAACGUACUCGAGAGGAAGUUGAUGAAGAUGAAGAAGGUGAAUGGAAAACAGUACCAAGUCUCGGUGCUGCUCCAUCAACUGAUAAGCCCAAAAUGUUUUCCAAGGAUGCUGAAAUUGAUGCUGCACUUGUUAUUUCAAAACUCAACGAGGUUAUGGCAGCUCGUGGAAAAAAACGUACUGACCGAAAAAUGCAAAUUGAGUUUCUACAUGAGUUGAAAAACAUAUCGGAACAACAUAAUUUAGGUCCUGCAAUAGCAAUAAAAAUUCGUUUUAAUAUUGUGUCAGCCAUCUUUGACUACAAUCCAAAAGUUUCUGAACCCAUGAAACUUGAAUAUUGGAAAAAAUUAUUAGAAGUCAUUCAAGACCUUUUGAGUAUUCUCUUGACAAAUAGCGAUAUUAAGUUGUCCGAAUCCAUUACUGAAGAAAAUGAAGAGUUUGAACAAGCACCUUUGAGAGUUCGUGGUUGUAUUCUUACAGCUAUUGAACGGUUAGACGAUGAAUUUACGAAGUUUUUAAAAGAGUGUGACCCACACAGCAAUGAAUAUGUCGAAAGACUCAAAGAUGAGGUAACUGUAACAAAAAUUAUUGAACAAGUGUUACCAUAUGUGGAAAAACAUGGUGAUGACACAGAAAUUUGCCGAGUGUAUUUACGUAAAAUUGACCAUUUGUACUACAAGUUUGAUCCAAAUGUUAUUAAAAAAAAGGAAAAAAAGCUCGAGAAAGAUGUAACUACUACAGUAGAUGAAAUGGAAAAACUCUGCCGAUUUAUCUACACUAAGGAUAACACCGAUAGAAUCAGAACGAGAGCUAUUCUUUGCCAUAUAUUUCAUCAUGCAUUGCAUGAUAAUUGGUUCCAAGCUCGUGAUUUGGUUUUGAUGAGUCACCUCCAGGAGACUAUCCAGCAUUCAGAUCCUUCAACUCAAAUACUUUACAAUAGAACAAUGGCAAACUUGGGUCUUUGUGCUUUUAGAGCCGGAAAUAUCAAAGAUGCUCACCAAUGCUUAGUGGAGCUGAUGAUGACUGGGAAGCCCAAAGAGUUAUUAGCCCAAGGCUUAAUACCACAGAGACAACACGAACGUAGUUUGGAGCAAGAAAAAGUUGAAAAACAGCGUCAAAUGCCCUUCCACAUGCAUAUUAACUUGGAGUUAUUGGAAUGUGUAUAUUUGGUUUCUGCCAUGCUUUUAGAGAUACCUUACAUGGCUGCUCAUGAAUUUGAUGCCCGUCGAAGAAUGAUAAGCAAAACAUUCUAUCAACAACUGAGAUCUUCGGAAAGACAAUCACUUGUUGGCCCACCAGAGUCUAUGAGAGAGCAUGUUGUUGCAGCAGCAAAGGCAAUGCGUCAGGGAGAUUGGAAUGCCUGUGCCAACUUUAUUGUAAACAAAAAAAUGAAUGCGAAGGUAUGGGACUUAUUUUAUGAAGCAGAUCGUGUUAGGGAAAUGUUAGAAAAGUUUAUAAAAGAAGAAUCUUUGCGCACUUAUCUCUUUACUUAUUCAAACGUAUAUGCGUCCAUAAGCGUUCCGUAUUUGGCAGAGAUGUUUGAUUUGACUAAAUUGAAGGUGCACUCGUUGAUCAGUAAAAUGAUUAUAAAUGAGGAAUUGAUGGCAUCAUUGGAUGAUCCGAGUGAGACAGUGGUGAUGCAUCGUUCUGAACCCUCACGAUUACAAGCUCUCACCAUGCAACUUACUGACAAAGUAACGAAUCUGGUUGAUGCCAAUGAACGCAUAUUUGAAAUGAAACAAGGAAACUUUUUCACGCGUGGCGGUAAUCCAAAUUACAAUCGAGAUCGUCAAAACUUCAGACAACAAAACCAAAAUCAAGGUAAUUGGAAUAAUCGUCGAAAUGACAACAGACAGAGAAAUCGAAGAGAUCGUGAGGUAGCAGAAGAAAAAACAGAAUAAUUGUCAACAAUUACAAUUACAAAAUAAAACUAAUCUUUUACUGUUGGGAAGAGUAAAUCAUAAUAAAGUAUCCACAUUUAAAUAUUAGUAUAA
Molecule: messenger RNA, 2925 nt
Organism: Culicoides brevitarsis
Lineage: Eukaryota; Metazoa; Arthropoda; Insecta; Diptera; Ceratopogonidae
Gene: eIF3c
Product: eukaryotic translation initiation factor 3 subunit C
Exons: 11
Coding region: 145-2832 (895 amino acids)
Biological process (GO): translational initiation
Cellular component (GO): eukaryotic translation initiation factor 3 complex
Molecular function (GO): RNA binding; translation initiation factor activity; translation initiation factor binding
Source: RefSeq, a predicted model, not a curated record